Messenger RNA from Larimichthys crocea (large yellow croaker), 2458 nucleotides. RefSeq names its product secretogranin III (gene scg3). NCBI's taxonomy places the organism in Eukaryota, Metazoa, Chordata, Actinopteri, Sciaenidae. The transcript has 12 exons. Bases 377 to 1861 code for a protein of 494 amino acids. The record is from RefSeq and is a predicted model, not a curated record. Gene Ontology annotation, cellular component: secretory granule membrane. Gene Ontology annotation, biological process: protein localization to secretory granule.
UGAGGGGGCAGGUCUUGUUGUAGUGGGCUCUAUUACUGCCUUGGCAGGUGAUGCUGUAGCUCACACGGGGCUUGAAGAAGCCUCCCUGCUUAUCUGGUUAUAAUUAUAGAGAGGUGACCUGGUUUCAGCACCGCGGCUCGUCAACAGCUCCAGAGUACAGCGGAGAUUUGGCCAGCCCCUCCCCGCCCCGGUGCGUCUAACAGAGCGGGUAACCAGGGCGCAGCCUCCACGGCGGUUUCAGCACCAGUAUAGCGCGGCCGGAGUGGAGCGGAGCUGUCCAGCACUUUUCUUCUAGGGGGAGGGAAAGAGAAAACACAAGACAAAGCAAAGACAUCCAGGUUGAAGGCUAUCUUCCUCCUGGACAAGUCUUUCAAGGAUGGCGUCAAAAUCAGUUAGCCUUUUCGUCCUUUUCCAGCUUCUAGCUCUGAAUGUAGUGAUCCAGACAUCUGCCUUCCCCACACCUACAGCCUCAGCGGACGAUAAAACCGUGUACAACAGACAGUUAACAGAAGAAAGACCAGUACAAGAGCAGAUUGCUGAAGCGGACAGUGUGAAGGCUGCAGUGCAGUCAGCUGAGAGCAAGCGUCCCACUGCCUCCAAGGACACAGAGUCACAGCAGGACCUUGAUGAUUUAACAGUGCUGAAGUCGCUGGCUGAUGGCCAGAAAUCAAAGGAGGCCACCGUGGUGCCGCUUAAGAAGGAAGACCAGUUCGUUCCAGACGAAUCAGAUUCAACUAAAAGCCGACGUCUGGCUGAGGACUAUGACUCCACAAAGAACGGGAUGGACUAUGGCAAGUACCAGGAUGACCCAGAGAGUUUCCGUCAGGUUGACGGCACUCCGCUGACAGCAGAAGACAUCGUCCAGAAGAUCGCAAACAAGAUAUACGAGGAGGAUGACAGAGGGGUGUUCGACAGGAUCGUCUCCAAACUGCUCAAAUUGGGGCUGAUCACAGAUAGUCAGGCAGAUACUCUGGAGUACCAGGUGGCCGAGGCUCUCCAGGAUCUUAUCAGCAAAAACGCCAAGAACAACGAGAUUGAGGACAUUGAAAGCAACGACCAAGAAACCAGAAGAGAGGAGGAUGAACAGGGUUCAGACGCAAACGCGGACACAUGGGAGCCACCCAGGAGCCGCUACAACGAAGACGAGGAGGACGAGGAAGGUGAUGGUGAUGAGAUUGAGGAUGAGGUGGACAGGGAUGUAGAAGAAGACGGGGGCGACACAGCUGAUGACACCUGGGACAAAGACACUGAAGAGGGCAAUGAGGUGAGGCCUGAAGACGGACUCCAGGAUCUGCAGUAUUUCCCGAACUUCUACCGUCUGCUCAGGAGCCUCGACUCAGAUCAAAACACUCAGGAGAGGGAGACAUUAAUCACCAUCAUGAAGACGCUGAUUGACUUUGUGAAGAUGAUGGUGAAGUACGGCACCAUCACGCCAGAGGAAGGAGUUUCCUACCUGGAGAACCUGGAUGCUAUGAUAGCCAUGCAGACGAAGAACAAGCUGGGCAAGUCUCUCGGGCCUCCUGACUUCAGUGGACCCAAUGGAAAAAACUUGGAUGAGGAUGACAACACCAAGGCCGAGGCCGCCAAGAUGCAGAAGGAGUACGAAAAUUUGAAAGACUCAACCAAGGAGGAGCAGCCAUCAACUGAGACCAAUCAGCCCGGCAAGUCAGAGACUUAUCUGGAGGCCAUCAGGAAGAACAUUGAGUGGCUGAAGAAGCACAGCAAAGAAGAAGGCAAAGAUGAUUAUGACCUGUCCAAGCUGAAGGACUUCAUGGACCAGCAGGUUGAUUCAUACAUUGAGAAGGGCAUCAUCGCCAAGGACGAAGGAGACACCAUCAAGAGGAUCUACAGCAGCCUGUAACACCGUAACACCUCUCCUGGCUUAAACCGCAGGACUGAAUCUGACACACUACUACACUUUUAUCUCCAGCAAAACCCUCACUACUUACGGUUAUUUCCCAUGGCAUGGUAAAGUAUAUACUGUGUAUUCGAUAACUACCUGCUUAGGGGAAUUUAUUCUCACCCACCCACACAUUCCCAAAAUGUAUCAAGAAGGGAUUUAAUAGUACUAUCAUCAUAAAAGUCAAAUUACUCUUUACAGCUACCUAACUGAUUAUAUUUGCACGCUAAGAUCACGCAGUAAUAAUCACUAGAGUGUUAUUGAGAGAGAAAUCAAAGUAUUUUAUGUAACCAACUCAUCCAACUAAAUGCUAGCAUUUACUCCAACCUGACUCCUGGGGGAACUGAAUGUGAUGAGAGUAUGAUGCUGUAGCUUUGUCAUCACCUACCGUCUCUGAGCUUUUUUCUUUUUGCAACUUACACAUAUAUCAAAUUGUACUCAGACUCUGUGUAACCUGUCUUAGCCUAUUAUAUUUCCUUUUUCCCCCAGUGUAUAUGUAAGACCUUAAUGUAUUCUUGCUUUUUAUUCUACCAAAAAAUAUAUUUGUGUAUCAUGUCA